Linum trigynum is the source of this 2041-nucleotide messenger RNA. The record is from the annotation of a GenBank genome assembly. Lineage: Eukaryota; Viridiplantae; Streptophyta; Magnoliopsida; Malpighiales; Linaceae.
CAACAAAAUCAUUUUGCAUGGGGAUUUUUUUUCCCGAGAAAUGCCAAGAGAAUAGUUAGAAAUUACACUACCCACAAUCCCUUCCUAUCCCGCUAGCCACUCAACAAAAUCAAAAGAAACUAAUUCUAACCGGGACAACAACAGGGCUUUGCGUGCCACUCUAUGAGCAGCCCAGUUGGAUGUCCGCGGAACAGCUCUACAGUCUAUACAAUGAGGAAAAAACUGAAGAAGAAAACGGCAAUCUCUAAGCAGCGGACCACCAGACGAAUCCUCCACCACACCGAGCUUGAGCUGCUGGAUGACCACUUCAGCAUCUCCUUCAAAGAUGACACGAGCCAAACUUCUAGAAAUUGCAAGCGAGAUUGCCUCCCUAGCUGCAAGGAGUUCUGCUAUGUACGGGUCAGUAAUACCCUGAUGCUGAACACCGACGACGAGUUGCACGUGCCAGUCCGAACCACGAACCACAAGGCCAGACGAGCAACCAGAGUCUUGAACGGUAGCAUCAAAGUUGAUCUUCAAAUGGUCCGGGGGCGGGUGUCAGAACAGAAGCGUGGCAAUCGAUAAUCCAAACCAACACGAACGAACACAAAUUUAACGUGGUUCACUAACACAAUGUGUGCUAGCUAAUCCACGGGCAAGGGAGAACAAAUUUCACUAAUUUGAGGAGAGUACAGAUUACAAACCAAAUUCUAAACAGACAAACCAAACAAACUAACUUGACUGACCUUACAACAGAUUAUGGUGGUGAAGAGUAUUUAUAGAACUCUUCUCCUAAUCCCAAAGAGAAAACCAAACACCUUUUCCUAAACAUACAAGGAAAAGGUCAAACAAAGCCCAAACACAAACCCAAACAAAAUAGGCUCAAAACACAAAACAAACCCAAAUCAAAUUCAAGUCAUAUUCUAACAAUCUCCACCUUGACUUGAAUUCUCUGUCAAAUACCAGAUGUAUCAGACGCAACCAAAAUUGCCAGAUGUACCAAACGCAACCAAAGUUGUCAGAUGUACCCAGACGCGAUACAUAUCGCCAGACGUAUCCAAAUGCGAUCGAAACCGCCAAACUCAAACGCGAUGCAAAAUCGCCAAACUCAGAUGAAAUCAAGAUUGCCUAACAUACCAAACUCCUCCAAAUCUCCAAAUGUAUGAGAACCUCCCCUGCCUCCAAAUGCCCCUAAGGGCGAUCAACAAAUCAAAACAUGCAGCAAGUCCAACUCAUGUUGGGACUUGCCAUGCAGAACCAGUUUGGUGUUAUUUCCGUCCAUAACACCAACAUCAGAUUUACUUCCAACUCCAAACCUGCAACUCCAAACCGUCUUCUCAAUCUUUAAAUCCUGAGCAAACAUCCUUGGUGAUCGAAAACCCUGAUCACCACCAAGGCCAACAAACAGAAUUCUCCCAAAAAAAUCGAGACCAAAACACAACUACCCAAAGUCAACUUCAAAGCGAUUCCUCCACCGAACCAAGCUGAAGAAUUGAAAGCUACCUCCACAAAGCAAAACUUCAGUCCAGCGCCAAAUUCCCAAAACCGCAACCAGGCUCUGAUACCACUUGUCAGAACAGAAGCGUGGCAAUCGAUAAUUCAAACCAACACGAACGAACACAAAUUUAACGUGGUUCACUAACACAAUGUGUGCUAGCUAAUCCACGGGCAAGGGAGAACAAAUUUCACUAAUUUGAGGAGAGUACAGAUUACAAACCAAAUUCCAAACGGACAAAACAAACAAACUAACUUAACUGACCUUACAACAGAUUAUGGUGGUGAAGAGUAUUUAUAGAACUCUUCUCCUAAUCCCAAAGAGAAAACCAAACACCUUUUCCUAAACAUACAAGGAAAAUGUCAAACAAAGCCCAAACACAAACCCAAACAAAAUAGGCUCAAAACACAAAACAAACCCAAAUCAAAUUCAAGUCAUAUUCUAACAGCGGGGUAGCCAACAAAGGGAAACAAUCGCAGGCACGCGGGGAGGGGAAGACGGGCCAGGAGUCGGGACUUGAAACUAUGUGUCUUUUUUCUAUCAAGAAUAUAAAUAUUUAAUACGUAU